AUGUCGCACACAUAUGGCCGCGGUGGCGAGUCAGACUCGUACAUGGACAAGCCCAUGCUGCCAAUCACUCACUCGCCUACAACACCACCGCCACCUUCCGGACGUCGCAAGAACAAAGCUUGCGCUUGGUGGAGUAAACAAUCCCGUUCUCGCAAAAUCAUCCUGAUUGCACUCGUUUCGAUCGCCCUACUUGCGCUUAUCCUCGGUCUUGCAUUAGGCCUCACCAUCGGCAGGCCGUCCAAAGAAGAUUCAAAUCCUUCUGCCGACUAUGUGCCUACAACCAUCUCUGGCGACCGAUCGUCCUUGCUUCAACAUGGCUACUGGUACACUGCCCCUCGCAAUGGCACCAACUUCAACUGGACAUCCGCCAACCCGCAGCUAGGCACUUACAGGAGCGACAGUCAGGGCGUUGAUAUCAUCAUUGAUACCGCCGAAACUUUCCAACCCAUCGAUGGCUUUGGUGGCGCCAUGACCGAUGCCUCCGCUUUCCUGCUGAGCCGGCUCAAGACCAAGGAAGCGCGCCUCUACAACAGAGUGAUGGAUUUCAUGUUUAGCAAUGCUACCGGUGUCAGUGUCACGCGAGUCACAAUGGGAGCAAGCGACUUUUCUGUCAACCAAGAGUAUAGCUACAUUUCACAACCACCCGCGUUUGCACAAGCGGUAGAUCAGCUCAAUGAUCCCAAUGCCCUCUUGAACGGUUUCAGCAUCCAAGGCACCCAGAGCAGCCAGUACACGAUUCCUGUACUGCUGGAUGCCAGGAAGCGCAAUCCUAACCUCAAGGUGAUCCUCAGUCCCUGGAGCCCGCCGGCCUUUAUGAAGUCGAACAAUGCCAUGAAUGGAGGCAUGCUUCGUUCUGGCUUCAUCGGCGUAUUGGCGCAAUACUAUGCGCAAACGGCAGAGGCCUUCAUGCGCGCAGGCGUUGAGCCUUGGGCUAUGACGCUGCAGAAUGAACCUUCGCACGUCGCCACCUACCCGUCCAUGGGCAUGGACUCCACUACGCAGGCGCAGCUCGCGGUUGCUCUCAAGGAUGCCUUGGCACAGCGUGGAUUGUCGCGAGUCCAAGUGUGGGCUCACGACGACAACUAUGCGCGCUGGCAGAGCGCUGCAGACAUUGUCAACGCCAAUGCCUCUGCUAUCGACGCCAUCGCCUUCCACUGUUACCGCGGCGAUCCUGAGCAAAUUUCACAAUUCGAACAAGCGCUUCAAAACGACGUGUCCAAGAACGUCCACCUGACUGAAUGCACUGGCACUGGUAACCCCGCCAAUAGAUGGGCAGGUAUCCAAGGCUGGUUGAACAACGUCUACUGGCCUGUGAGCAUCGUUAACGCUCGAAGUGUCGUUCAAUGGAACUUGGCGCUAGACAACGGUUACGGUCCACAUCUCGAAUCGUCCUACUGCAGUUCGUGCACCGGAUCGCUCACCCUCUCCUCGCCCUCGCACCCGGCAAAUCCGUACGUCGACUUCAACGACCAGAUCUACCUCACCUCGCACUUCUCCGCCGCCACUACUGACCUCACCAACGUGGGUGGCGGACAAGCGGUCCGCGUCCAGGCUAGCCAAGGAACCCUCUAUUCGUUAGAUCAGGACGACUGGCAGUGUUUGCAAUGGCUGGCUUACGCUGCACCUUUGAACAGCAGCAGCUUGCAGCGCGCGAACACAGGUGCAAAUGCGGCGGCAACGAGGAGGAUCGGGUUGGUGAUCGCGAACACAUGCCAGCAGACCAAGAAUGUCGUGGUUUCCAGCGACGGCAGGCGUACCACACUGCCUGUCCAGCAAGGAUUGACGAGUUUUGUCUGGACUGCACCGUGA
Messenger RNA from Mycosarcoma maydis (corn smut), 1809 nucleotides. RefSeq lists its product as uncharacterized. The transcript has a single exon. Gene Ontology annotation, biological process: glucosylceramide catabolic process. The record is from RefSeq and is a predicted model, not a curated record. Bases 1 to 1809 code for a protein of 602 amino acids. Lineage: Eukaryota; Fungi; Basidiomycota; Ustilaginomycetes; Ustilaginales. Gene Ontology annotation, molecular function: glucosylceramidase activity.